GCCCUUGAUCUAGUUUCAAGCGUUUAUUUUAUGACUGCUAGCCUUUCACUGAUGCACAUGAUUCCGAAGAAGCGAUUGGUCGAGGGCGGUGUCUGUCAGACGGUAAGGGCGUAGCUCUGUAUUUCGUUCACUGUCAGAGCUCGAGGGACGAAACGAAGGGUUCGUUUCCGUUUGUAGGCUGCGGAAACCGAGUUUCACAGUGCUACACAAGCCGAACAGAGACCGAUUGGAGCUCGAUCCUACGACGGAGAGGAGGAAAGAGGACAGUAAUUGCGGAAGACCUUGUAAUCAAAAUACCGUCCAAAUUUACACUAAUAUUAUACUUUAAUAGCACUCAAACCCAGUGCCUGCGAAGAUGGGAGACAAGGCGGGGACCAGAGUCUUCAAGAAGUCCAGCCCCAACUGCAAGCUCACAGUAUACCUGGGGAAGAGAGACUUUGUGGAUCACCUAGACCAUGUAGAUCCAGUGGAUGGAGUGCUACUCAUAGACCCAGAAUACCUAAAAGACAGAAAAGGUAAGCCGUGUCUCUGUCUCUCUCGCUCUCUCUCUCUCCCUCUCUCUGUCUCUCCCUUACUUUCUCUCUCUGUUCAGGCCUGUGGAGUAGACUUUGAGGUCAGAGCCUUCUGCGCUAAGACUGUAGACGAGAAGAUACAUAAAAGGAACUCAGUGCGUCUGGUGAUCCGUAAGGUGCAGUACGCCCCAGAGAAGCCUGGUCCUCAGCCCAUGGUGGAGACAACACGAUCCUUCCUACUGUCAGAUAGAUCCCUACACCUAGAGGCCUCCCUGGAUAAAGAGCUCUACUACCAUGGAGAACCUAUCAGUGUGAAUGUCCAUGCGACCAACAACUCCACCAAAACAGUCAAGAGGUUGAAAAUCUCAGUUCGCCAGUAUGCUGACAUUUGUCUGUUCAGUACGGCUCAGUACAAGUGUCCUGUUGCACAGGAAGAGGCAGAUGACCAGGUGUCCCCCAGCAGUACAUUCUGUAAGGUGUACACCCUGACUCCCACGCUCACCAACAACCGAGAAAAGAGAGGCCUGGCUCUGGAUGGCAAGCUGAAGCACGAAGACACCAAUCUGGCCUCCAGCACUAUAGUGAAAGAUGUGUCCAAUAAGGAGGUUCUGGGGAUCCUGGUGUCCUACAGAGUCAAGGUCAAACUAGUGGUGUCUCGCGGAGGGGAUGUCUCGGUGGAGCUGCCUUUUGUUCUAAUGCACCCCAAACCCUCUGACCUACCCAUCUCCAGACCUCAAUCAGUCGUCCCAGAAACAGAUGCCCCAGUUGGCAGUAACCUGAUAGAGUUUGAGACAAAUAAUUUCUCUCAGGAUGAUGACUUUGUGUUCGAGGACUUUGCCCGUCUGCGGCUGAAAGGAACGAAGGACGAUAAGGAUGAGGAUGACCACUUGUGCUAGCUCUCCCUCCCCCAGGAUCAUGCACCUGAACCUGGGGAGAGGUGCCAGGCGAGUCCCUGGUCUCAUGUUGUCUCCAGGCCAGUAGGCUCAACUUCAGAAAGGGGGAGCAGGAGCACUCAUAUGUAUUCUAUUUUUCACCCCCCCCCCCCUCUACUUCUUCUUCUCCUUCUUCUUCUCUCUUCUUUCUUGUACAUCUUUGAUGGGAUUUUCCAUUUCUACGAGUUUGUUUUGUCACGAGUUUGUUUGAGAAACAGAGAGAAUGAAGGAUGAAACAGAGAUAAUGAGAGAGAGAGAUGGAGGGAUUUAUAGGAGUGUCGAGUCCACAGUCUCUGUUUUAGGAAAUCCUUCUAUAUGUUUUGGAUCCAUUCUUUGAUUCAGGGUUGAUGUUCUAUAUGCUCUAUAGGUCCCAGCUUUAUAAGAACUGGGUAGACAGACAGAUAUACAUUUGUCAUUAUUUACAUGAUUGAAUACCAUGUACCUAAGGUUGCAAAAUUCCCCAAAUUCCCAGAUUUUCCCAAAAUUCUGGUCAGAAGAAUCUGGAUUUCCAACUUAUUCUCCCCUGAUUCUGGGAAUCUUCCAUCCAAGAUCCAACCAAGAUUUCUGGUAAAACCUGGGAAUUUUGAGGAAAGUUUGGGGAAUUUAGGCAAUCCUAUAUGUAACUGUAAUGUACAGGACUGCGAUGCUGCACAACUACUUAGAGGGAACAUGAGUUUAAUAGUUGAGUUAAUUACAUUGUUAUGACAUAGUUAUAACCAGUUAUUACACUGUAAUUAUAUUGUUGUUAUUACACCUUUACCUUAUCCUUGACACCCAUUAUACCCACUAUGUAACUCAAUACUUUACCCCUUUAUGGCAAGUGUGAAACGAUUACAUAUCCUCACAGUGAGGGAGUGAGUGUGUAAGUGUCCUGUGUGUGCAGUGCACUUAGUUAUUGUCGCGGGGUGUAAAGUGUACUUACAGUCAGCUACAGUGAGCGUCUCAGUGUAGUUAAGUUACACUGAGGGUGUGAGUGUGAUGCAGUCAGCGUGA
Molecule: messenger RNA, 2437 nt
Organism: Oncorhynchus kisutch (coho salmon)
Lineage: Eukaryota; Metazoa; Chordata; Actinopteri; Salmoniformes; Salmonidae
Product: beta-arrestin-2
Exons: 13
Coding region: 356-1408 (350 amino acids)
Biological process (GO): signal transduction; positive regulation of ERK1 and ERK2 cascade; G protein-coupled receptor internalization
Cellular component (GO): cytoplasm
Molecular function (GO): angiotensin receptor binding
Source: RefSeq, a predicted model, not a curated record